Molecule: messenger RNA, 2535 nt
Organism: Penicillium antarcticum
Lineage: Eukaryota; Fungi; Ascomycota; Eurotiomycetes; Eurotiales; Aspergillaceae
Product: putative C6 transcription factor
Exons: 2
Coding region: 1-2535 (844 amino acids)
Biological process (GO): DNA-templated transcription; positive regulation of transcription by RNA polymerase II
Molecular function (GO): zinc ion binding; DNA binding; DNA-binding transcription factor activity, RNA polymerase II-specific
Source: RefSeq, a predicted model, not a curated record
AUGGACGAGGGCUCAGAUAAGACCCCUCUGCGCAAGAGGGUGUCGCGAGCCUGCGAUCGCUGUCGUAGCAAGAAGGACAAAUGUGACGGUAUUCGUCCUACAUGCUCUGCCUGCCGAGCAUCCGGUCAACCUUGUUCAUACGAUCCCCAUGCGAAGAAACGCGGAUUACCCGAGGGCUACGUCCGGGGUCUGGAGAAGCUGUGGGCACUGUCGAUCUGCAACAUUGACGGGUUCGAGGACACCAUGCUGGCUAUGCUAGGAACCACCGCCGAGUCUGCCGGCCGUCGCGAGAAACUAAUGUCGGUGUGGUCGGAUGACAGUGCGUCAGAAAGCUUACACGAAUCGUGGAAGACGAGUCGGUUAUAUGGGGCGCUGGAGAAGAUGCUCUCCAAUUCCGAUGCGCCACAAGGAGCGGUGACGGGGAAGAGGCUGCGAAACCCGCAAGAUGGUCAGGAUGGUCGAUGGCUUCGAGUAGCUCGCAGCUCAACUCCUCUCGGUCCGGAUGCGCCGCGCGUGGUGGGGCCUUCUCCUGCGUCUCCGAGGGUCAAACGAGCGCGAUUGUCGCAAAACCCAGAGACUCGGGGGGCUUCGACUAGUCUCCACACGUUGCAGCUACCCCCGCAGACCUCACAGCUACUCGAUAUCUAUUUCGCUGUUACACAUUCAUGGUUCCCUAUCGUCGCCAAACACAACAUUCUUCGCGCUUCUUACCUCUAUGCCAAUUCUCCUGUCUCUGUUGGGACGACGUCCCCGGGAUCCGGAGAUCAUGCCGCACUGUGGGCAAUCCUAAGUUAUACCAUCACCCAAUCUCGAACAAACUCACGGGCCGGUCCCGCUGGAACCGUUGCUCUCGUGAAAGAAUACUAUGCCGUGUCGCGAAGCCUCAUUCCGACGGAGAAAGACCGUUAUGAACUUGGCCAUAUCCAGGCAUUGUUGCUCCUGUCCUUGGUCAAUAUGGGCCUGGAAGACCUGACAGCAGCUUGGUUGCUAAGCGGCCAAGCAGUGCGCAUGGCUCUUGCCAUGGGCCUGGGUACUUUCACCGACAGUCGGCGGUCUGAUGAACUCAGACAAGGCAAGGCUGUCUUUUUGGGAUGCUUUGUCAUUGAUUCAUUGCUUUCUUUCCGACUAUCUCGAAGUCCCGCCAUGCCUCCUGGUGAUAUAUCCUCUGUUGGUCUUUUGGAGGAAGACGGCCUAGAAGAAUGGAACUCUUGGGUCGAUGUUCUACCGCCCACAGGUGCUUCACAAGGCAGCAAAACUCCUCCACGUCGAGGGCCACUUAUGGCUCUGAGUUGCUUCAAUCGCUUGGUUGAAUUGGCGACUGUUCUCAAUAACAUUUCUAGGAACAUGCACUCAGGCUUGAACAUGGGGACCUUUGCUCAGCAAUUAGUGAUAGAGCUUAAACGAUGGGAUGACCUUCUGCCACUUGGUUGUCGUCUUAUUGGACCUGAAAGCAUCUAUCCAGAACGGCAUUCGGCUUUGCUUCCCCAUCAAAGCUACCUCGGGCUGACUUAUGUGGCCACACUACUUUGGCUAUACCUGCAGCUGAUUUCAGGAGAGCAGGGUCUACACCGCUCUCAGCGGCCAGCUACAGAGGGAGCCAAGAAGCUUCUUUAUCGCGGCUUGUCCAUGAUCACCCAGCACCUCGAGAACUUCCCUGUUUGUGGACUCCCACCUUUGUUUGAGUUAAGCCUUCGCACAAUUGCCGAGCAGGCAUUCUCACUGCGGCAGACUGCCGACUCGGCCGACACAUUCCCUUUCGCUAGAUGGGCAGAAGAGUUCAAACACAAAACGGCUGGAUUCGGUUCCACCUGGCCAGCCUACAGCUCUUUGGUUUCUGCCAUGGAAAGGUGGCAACAAUCCAAAGACGUAGUUGGACCAGCUGCCUUUUCAGGGCAAGCCGGCAAUGCACCAGUGUUCCCAUUCCAGGGCAGUUCAUCUGUACCAGGCUCCAUGCAACCUCCGAAUGGAGCUCGUGGCCUAGUCUCCAAUGGCGAAGGCGAUUACAGCUCUUCCAUUCUUGGCAUCAGCAUGCCAGUCGACGCACAAUCCAUAACACUUAAAGAUACAGUCAUGGAGAACGCAGAUAUGGGUAUGAUGGACGUCUCCAUGCAUCGGCCGAUAGAACCCCCACAAGUCUUACCGGACCAACCAAUUCCGCGCAGUGGCCCAGAUUCCAUGUAUGCCCCGAAUAGCACACCAUCACAGCCACAACAAUCACAACAACCUCAAACGCCCGACUCGACAAGCUCAGGCUCGAUGAUGCCCGGAAAUACCGCAUCCAUGGGUGAUAUCGAUGCCAUUUUCAAGGAUCUCGCAUACCUUGAUACCACGGAGUGGGCCACCAACCGUGAAGCUGGCCUGAAGGACUUUGGCUUCCUGGAUGAAAGUACUUUCCAGGCUUUCUGUCAUGAUCCGGAUCGAUUGGUUGGAUCACAGCCUUUGGUUCAUCCGCCUUCCAUUGCAGAUAUUUGGCCGCCUCCUGGAUUCUUCCCGGAGACUUUCCAGGAGGUUCCCGAAGAAUCUAUGGCUGGCUGA